AUGGGUAUUCUUGGCCUCGACGUUAACGCGGUUAUCACAAAAAUUAAAAACAUAAGAUCAACUUAUUCACAAGAGGGAAAGAAAAUUAACAAUUCAAUGAAAUCUGGAGCUGGAGCAGAUUCCAUAUACAAGCCGAGUGUAAAAUGGUUCGAUAUACUACACGAUGUGUUACGAAGCGGAAACCUAGAAAAUAGAAAGACGCAGAGUAAUAUGAAUACCAUUGAGGAUAAAGAAGACAUGGAGGAGAAUCAAGGUGCUCGAAAUUCUAAGCUUGUUAGUAUUGAUGAUAGGCCAGUUUCUGAUCUAACCCACCCUUCAAGAAAAAGAAAUAUGAGAGGUCUGAAUUCACUUCUAGACAAAGCAAGAGUAGUGGUAAGCGAGCUCAACACAGAAUCAAUGAUCGAAAAAGAAGGCACAAACGAAUUCGAAUUGUUUGGCAAAAGUGUUGGCGUCCAACUAAAUUCCAUGAGUUUAGAAAAUGCUUUGCGGGCGCAAAGCGUGAUACAAACCUAUCUUACAAAAGUGCGAUUGCAGGAAUUAAAAACCUGCAAUCGCACUUUUGUUCUUCCUACACCAUCUCCGAGUUAUGUGCCUACACCAUCUCCGAGUUAUGUGCGUACACCAUCUCCGAGUUAUCUGUCUACACCAUCUCCGAGUUAUGUGCCUACACAAACCACUUAUGAGCAUACGUCUACUCAAGAAGCUCCUACAGAUAGUGGACAAUCAUCUAUGUCUGAAAUACCUCACUCUGUGUUUAUUGUGACAUAUACUCCUAAUAUUUCAUCUGAUACAGCACAUUUCAGCCACGACGCUGCAAUAAAUCUUGAUAGGGGUGAUUUGCUUGAUCUAAGUGACCAACAAACUGCAGCUCAACAAAAUAAUGAUAUCUUAUCACAGGCUAUGGCAAAUAUUCCUAUGUAG
Messenger RNA from Parnassius mnemosyne (clouded apollo), 921 nucleotides. The record is from the annotation of a GenBank genome assembly. Lineage: Eukaryota; Metazoa; Arthropoda; Insecta; Lepidoptera; Papilionidae.